AUGUCAUCAAGGAAGACAGCAACACGUCGUGCAACGACCAAAAAACGUGCACAGAGAGCAACUAGCAAUGUUUUUGCUAUGUUUGAUCAAGCACAGAUUGCAGAAUUCAAAGAAGCAUUCAAUAUGAUCGAUCAAAAUCGUGAUGGAUUCAUCGAAAAGGAGGAUCUUCAUGACAUGUUGGCAUCAUUAGGAAAGAAUCCAACAGAUGAUUAUCUUGAGGCAAUGAUGAAUGAAGCGCCUGGGCCAAUAAAUUUCACAAUGUUCCUUACUCUCUUCGGUGAGAGAUUACAAGGAACUGAUCCAGAGGAUGUUAUUAAAAAUGCUUUUGGAUGCUUUGAUGAAGACAAUAAUGGACAUAUUUCAGAGGAUCGUCUUAGAGAGUUGUUAACUACAAUGGGCGAUAGAUUUACUGACGAAGAGGUCGAUGAGAUGUAUCGUGAAGCUCCAAUAAAGCACAAUUUGUUUGACUAUAUCGAGUUCACUAGAAUCUUGAAGCAUGGGGCAAAGGAAAAUGAGAAUGAACAAUAAAAGGCAUUUUAUGUAUCUUAACUCUGUCAUGAUUUCCACCUUCAGUAUUUUUUAUGCUGCAUAUUACCAUUAUGUUUUGUAAAAGUGAUUAUUGAGCUCACUAACCAUUGCCAUUUCUUCUACUUAUGUUUUUGCAUUUCUUCUGUUUGGCUCUUACCUAUCGAUCGAAUCACUAACUUCAAAGAAAUUUAUAUCAAUUGAUGUUAAUUAUUCUUCCUUUAUAUAAGCGAAAAAUUAAAUUUUUUUAGUGUUAAUAAAGUUCUUUAAAUCGCAAUAAAACUGCGAAGUAAAACUCAAA
Chironomus riparius is the source of this 826-nucleotide messenger RNA. The record is from the annotation of a GenBank genome assembly. Lineage: Eukaryota; Metazoa; Arthropoda; Insecta; Diptera; Chironomidae.